CAUUGUUUUAGUUCAUGUUGCCGUAUGACGCGAUUGUGAACCAAUUUAGAUGGGAUUCCUUUGAUCGCGCUGGUCUUGAGCGGAUGUGUGUACUGACAAUUCGCAAUGGAAAAUUAUUAGUGCAGAAUUCAAAUUGUAGUGCAGAUUGUGAACUUUUGGUUCGUGUUUGAGAGAUUUUCGACUUUAUAGUGGAGACUAUUUUUUGACAAUUUUGAUAGUAGUUCCUGUAGAAGGAAAGGACGCUUAAAGCAUGGUGUAACAGAAUUGAUGCACGCGGUGGGCCUGCACUCGGCGCUCGCCAUCCGCCGCGAGCGGAAGCGCCGCGCCGAGCAGCAGCGAGCCCGCGAGCGCCGCUACUCCGUACAGUCCUCAGAGUCCGGCGUCACCUCCCCGCACUGCUCCACCGGCAGCUUGGAACGGCGCCGCUACAGAAAGUCUCGCGCGACCGAAAAUGAGGUCGUCUCCUCGGUCGGGAUGCUCCACCUCGGAGUGGUGUUCCUCGUGCUCGGCCUCUUCCUGAUAGGCUCGGGCUGGCUUCCGGACAACGUCACCUCCUGGAGCAGCGUCGGCUCUGUAAGCUGGUUCAAUGAGUUGGUUUGUUCGGGUCUGUUUGCCCUGGGUAUCGGCGUCUUCCUUAUCAUUCUGCACAAAUAUUUGACAAAGAGUGAAGAGGACGCCCUCGAAGACUACGUACAAAGGCAGCUGACGAGGUCUCGCUCGGGACAUAGACUGGAGAGGGACGCGGAGACAGGCGGAAUGCGGACAAAGAACGCCCGUCGUGCGCGAGCCACCGAGGUCCUGCCCGAGUCCGUGACCGAGACGUACACGGAGCCACCGCCGGACCGCGCGCACGGGUUUGUGAACGCGCUGGCGCUCAACGGGGACGCCAUGCGGGAGCUGCCGCUCGAGCAGAUAGUGGAGGAGGAGAUCUCGGUGACGUCAGAGGGUGGCGUGCGGCUCGGCAAGUUCAACAAGGACACGUACUCGUCGCCGUCCGUGGCGCCCAGCCUCAGCCCCGGCUCGCCCUCCGACACGCGCGAGCUGCUCUCCGACGGCCGCUACAUGAUCAUGUCGCGCAUGUGAGCCACCUAAUUCGACAAUCCGCUGGCUCCGAGCCUUUUCGCCUAAUGUGACAUACUUUGCUUCUAUAGCUAUAAAUGCCCCAAACUGGCGCUACUGUGUGGUGUCCCAACACAGUUUUGUUGAAAAACUUUAACAAUUUUAACGUUUCUAAAACUAAAUACACUGUAAAGUCUCAUUGUAACUACAAAACGGACUAGGCGAGCGCUGUGAAAGUAAAGAAUAGUCCAUUAAUGUAACUUGGUUGGAAAUUCCAGCGGUUCGGGAAACGUUUCAGUUCGCGGCCAUUUUCGCCACUUCCAUUAUUUAAUCUAAAAUAUGCUCGGAAUCAGAGGAUUGUCGAAAAUUGGUUCCUUCGCCUCGUACAUGGAUUACGACAAAGUGAAGUGAACUCUAUUUCUAUUGUGAUUGAGAUCGUAUUUCUAUAUUCCUGCUACUUGUGUUAACACGGUUUCAAUGUAACUAUCCCGCUAUUUCGUUAUAGAGCUUCGAUGCUUCGUCGUUUCAAUGGAUAUUUCAUUUGUAUUCGGGGGAAUGCUUAUCUAUUUUAUAUUUUAACCGACGGACCAACUCUUUGGUAGAUUUUAGCAGUAAGUUGUAUUGUAAGCUCGUUUAUAACUGCAGUCGUAAAACUGAGCGGGGCACUAGCGAGAUCAAGGGUUAGGAUCGCGUAACGCGUAACCCGUUCUUUGAACAUGUUUCAUUCUAAAAACAAAAACGAAAACAAUUCUUGACUUUAUUAAAAACAUUUUCAUUUUAGUUUUUCUGUGAAAGAAGAACAGAAUAAAUAAAAGUUUCUAAACCAGAAAAUACCCACUACAGGAAUAUAAAUAUCCAUGAAAGCGAGUAGCGAAAACAAAACACGGAACACUCUAUUCGAGUUGAAACAGUGAUCUGCAGUUGUAAACGGGUCAUUGUGUAUAUUUAAUUAAAUUACGAUUGAAAUUCCGCAUGUAUUGGCUUGAGACUGAUUGUUAAAUACUGUUCUUAUACCUGAAGAUUUUAUAUAAUAUUGUAUGUUUGUUUGUCUUAGUACUCUGUUCAGUUGUUGCUUUGGAUACACGAGAGAUGUAUGAUGUAGCCGAAAGAAUAUAACUUAUAAAAUGAUUAUUUAAUAUUUUAGUUACAAAAAUCAUGAUGUAUCUGAUAACUUAUUAAUAUAGACGCUUUUUAUCAGCAAUUCGAUCCUUAAACUUUACGUACUAGAAUGUUGUUUUGAUAAACGAGAAACGAAUGUAAUGUAAAUUGUAAGGCCUAGGAAGAAUCGAAUGUACAUAAAUAUUGUAAGUGACAUUGAUUAGAGAAAUAUGUCUCGCGUAUCCAAAGAGUAACUGAUAUAUUACGGUAGAAUUAUUUAUGUAGAGAAUAUAAUUUACAUGUCAUGAACUCAUAAGGCACCAAACGUGCAAACUGUUUCAUUUCAACAGAUCUGUGCCAAAUGUUUUAUGGCAAUAUUGUAAGUCGUUGAGCUUAUUUAACAUAGAAAUAUCCAAUCUUUGAGUUCGUUGCAACUAUUUACUUAAAACCGACCGAAUAAUGUUCCUUCAGACUACAUAUUCGUCCUCUUUGGAAUAUUGCGUACAGAUGACAUGCUUGCAUCUACUCCAGUCCUAAAAUUCCAAGGUCGAUUUUAAGAUAAAGUUAUAUUUCAUUUCGAUAGUAAUUUCGUCCCACCGUUUCGUUAUGUAAAUAAUUUAUUUUAAUUAUAAAAUAAGUUUAAUUUUUUGGGGCUGUGAUAUAUUUUCGUUGUUAAUCGAGAUGUCAAAUUAUAUAAAUAUGUACACUACAUUAUGAAACAUUGAUAUUAAUAUUAAGCUUAUACACACGAGCUUAGCUUCACAAUGCUCAAACUUUGAGUUAUAAGUUUUCACCCCUUUCCAUUUCUUCUAUCCUAGUACUUAUCCCUUUUAAUCUUCCCUUUUUAUUAGAUGAAAUUGAUGUUCUUUGUGAAAAAUUUCUUAAUUGUAAUUGAACAUCGUAACUGAAA
Trichoplusia ni (cabbage looper) is the source of this 3067-nucleotide messenger RNA. RefSeq lists its product as uncharacterized. The transcript has 2 exons. Lineage: Eukaryota; Metazoa; Arthropoda; Insecta; Lepidoptera; Noctuidae. The coding region runs from base 268 to 1083 and encodes 271 amino acids. The record is from RefSeq and is a predicted model, not a curated record.